Messenger RNA from Sciurus carolinensis (gray squirrel), 3440 nucleotides. It is a transcript of the gene Pced1b, whose product is annotated as PC-esterase domain containing 1B. Lineage: Eukaryota; Metazoa; Chordata; Mammalia; Rodentia; Sciuridae. Bases 934 to 2232 code for a protein of 432 amino acids. The transcript has 6 exons. The record is from RefSeq and is a predicted model, not a curated record.
UAGGACACCGACGGCGGUGUUUUCUAAAGGUCUGUGAGUCUGUUUGUCCGUCUCUGUCACUCUGGCACCUUGAGAGUUCCUUUCCCUCCUGCUCCCGGCGGGAGGCAGCCUCUCGCUGUCUCUCAACUUUGGGGAGUUUCAAGCAGCCGCGGCGGCAGCAGCAAGCCCGGGCGCAGCAAUCCUCUCCGCGGACUCCACUUGGUUCUCCCGGGCUCUUCUCAUUGCACCGCUGAAGAGGAACGACCCGGAUAAAAUAGUGAAGAGUCCUCCUGAGUCCCCAGCCCAUGAGUAUUGGAUCUAUGACCAGAAGGACCAGGAUGACUCAGCCAACCAGCACGUGACCAAGCAGAGCUCACAACAACCUUUUUCUCUUCUUAGCAUGGGUGACAGUGUGCCAUGCCCACUGACCUCCCUUCCUUCCUUUUCCCAUCUCCUCUGGACCCAAUGAUGAAGAGACAGGACAACAAGGAAAGCUUCUUUGCACAAACAUGUGUGGCAUCUGUGCCGUCUGGGGCGCAGUGAGGCGUCCCAUGCUGGCAGUGAGCAGAGAGAGCAGAUCAGGCAGAGGCCCGGUUGAUUCACACCUUGCUUCUUACCGUUCGACUGACCUGAGGCAAACCCAGUCCUUUCCCUCCUCUCAUUAUCCUGGUGGAGACAGUAAUGCCUACCCUGCAGGUGCUCUAAAGAUGCCACCGGAAAUGACAUCACUCCCCAGACUCUGGUCUGCGGAUGUAGCACCUCCCAGAGGUGAACUUAUUUACCCUGUCUGCCAGACUCUAGGCCACUCUGAUCUACAGCCUGGAAAGCUCUCCACUUAGGGAAGAGAUCUAGAAUCAACUGAGGGAUACAUUUUAAAAUCACCAGUUGCUUCAAUGACAAUCUGCAGACUAACCCUGCACAAAGGAAGGAGCUAAGUUGCGCUCUCUGGGCAUCAUGGUCCGCCUGCUGGCCUCCGAAGUUCAGCAGCUGCUCCACAACAAAUUUGUGGUCAUCCUGGGGGACUCUGUGCAGAGGGCAGUGUACAAAGACCUGGUGCUCCUGCUGCAGAAAGACUGCUUGCUCACUCCCAGCCAACUCAAGGCCAAAGGCGAACUGACGUUCGAACAGGACGAACUGGUGAAGGGGGGCCAGCUGAGCCCCAUGCACAAUGGCACCAACUACCGCGAGGUCCGCCAGUUCUGCUCGGGCCACCAUCUGGUGCGCUUCUACUUCCUCACGCGCGUGUACUCCAAAUACCUGGAGGCCAUCUUGGAGGAGCUGCAGUCGGGUGAACACGCGCCUGAUCUGGUCAUCAUCAACUCCUGCCUCUGGGACCUCUCCAGGUAUGGUCCGCAGUCCUGGAACAGCUAUCUACGGAACCUGGAGAACCUGUUUGAGCGUUUGGGCCAAGUGUUGCCCGAGUCUUGCCUCCUGGUGUGGAACACGGCCAUGCCUGUGGGUGAGAACAUUACCGCGGGCUUUCUCCCACGCAAGCCCCUGCCCUGGGCCAACCCCCUGCGAAGGAUCCUGGUCCACGCCAACUUCCACAGCUCCUUGGAGGCAAGUAAACACGGCUUCGAUGUGCUCGACUUGCAUUUCCACUUUCGCCACGCUUGGAAUUGCCUGCAGUCAGAUGGGGUGCACUGGAACGAGCACGCACACCGCCAGCUGUCCUACCUGCUGCUGACCCACGUGGCCGAGGCGUGGGGUGUGGAGCUGCCCUGCCGCUCACCCGCACACGCAGGCGAGCAGACCCAAGACCCCGCUGAGUGGGAACAGCCUGACCCGGCAGUUGACAGGCAGCCCCAGGCCAACAGAGAUCAAUCGGUGUCACCUCUGCUCCCGCUCCUGCCUCUUCCUAGGCGCCGCCCCCUGCUCGAGACCCCACGCCCCAGCUUACACCUGCCUCCGCUGCUGCCUCUUCCCGUUCCCCCGCCUCAGGUGUCUCCCCAGUCCCGGCUCUAUCCCCAGGAUUUCAACUUUUCCUCUGACCAUGUUUUCCAGUCAGAUCAAUUCUAUUUCCAUUCGGAUGUCCCCUCACCUACCCAGCCAGGAUUUGCCUUCGAAGCUGACUUCAACUUUUGUUCCCCGCCACCCAUGCCCAACUUCUCACCCUGUUAUCAGCAGCGGGCGCCUGUGGUGUACAGGGGUUUACCGCGGUACCUAGUUCGAGGCCCCUAUAUGCCCUGGAGAGGGCGGCACAGAGGAUCAAAAAGAGGGGCCCCAGCCCACCUGGAGUCAAGGCGCCAGUAGGCCCUCCUGGGUCUUUUUUCCCCUUCUCCUGAAGGCGAAUGGCGUGGAUUGUUUUGACUCUGCCGUUAUGUUGGCACAGGCUGCGUGCCCUGACCUUAAGCCUUAAUAGUUGGUCCAUUUUUGGACAUCUUCGCCUUUGUAGCUGUUACGCAUUACAGGCCCGGGGAGAGCCUUCUGACUGGUUCUUGUUGCUUUUCUUGUUUCUGCAUGGGGGGCGCAGGAGGGACCAGGCAUUAUUCCUGCCUCCCCAUUCCCUAUUGCUUUUCCCUUUUUGUAACAAUAAAAGUGGAAUACAGAAAUUGUUUCACAAAAUAGUCGUGGGUUUUAUGUGUGUCUAAAUUUAAUUGAUAGCUCUCCUUGCAGUGAAAUAAUUAGCUCUGUAAAAACAGGACACUGAUGAAGAAUAGUUGUGACAUCUACUUGGUGGACUAUUCAAACUAGUUUGUCUAAAGUAAAUUCUUCUGGGAGUUCCCAUAAAUGGGUCACUUUUCGUGAUCAUAUUUUCCAGAAAUUCCCAAAGAAUCCUUGAAUUUUAGAAUUAGGGAAAUGAAAGACAUAAAGCUUAACCAACACUUAGGAGAAUACUGAAUCCAAGAAAGAUGAGUGUGACUUGUUCCAAGUCAUUCAGACAACCAUUCUGCCCCUAGUCUUUCCUAGUUUAAACUAGUUUUCUUGGUCCUGAGGUUUGAAAGCUAAUGUGAAACAAGGAAAGUCCACCAAACGUGGUCUUACUAUGCAAGUGAUGGCAAAACCAUCUCUGGGACCAUAACUGGAAGUCUGUUGUUACUUAUAUGAUGAAUUAUGUAAGUUAGAAGGGAAGGCAUGCUUGUGACAGUGAUAUUCAUUCCUGAUUUUUGGACUUAAGAAAAAUAGCUCAAAAUAAACUGGGUUUUUUGUUGUUGAUGUUUGGCUUUUUGUACUAGGGAUUGAACCCAGGGGUGCUUAACCAUUGAGCCACAUCACCAGCCCCUUUUUAUAUUUUUUUUAGAGACAGAAUCUAGAUGAGUUAUUUAGAACCUUGUCAAGUUUCUGAGGCUGGCCUCCAAUUUGGAAUCCUCCUGCCUCAGCCUCUCGAACCUCUGGGAUUACAGGCCUGCACCAUUGUAUCCAGCUGUAAGCUGUUCUUAAAGACCAUAUAGUCACCAUCAUGGAAUAAAACUACAAAUUGGAAGGGACAACACAGUCCACAGAUUCCUUCUCUUUCAACU